AUGGUCUUGCAAUGGUGUUGUCUGUGUACUGGCAGCCUACUAUGGUACAAAACUCACACUCCGUAUCCCCAAAACUUGAGAAACCUCCAUCCUGAAUGCAACCACUCCCACCCUGCCAGAAAGCAUUUGGCACCAUCUGCAAGGUGUUGCCACAGUGGCGGACUCACCCUGAUGGCCAUUUUAAAACCAUUUGACAAUGCAGCCUAUUUGAUUGGCAAUGGAGCUGUUGUAUUCUGCAUCCUCAUGUUUGCAGGUCCCUUGGGCGUGAUUAGAUUGGUUUUGCAGACCAAAUCCGCCAAAACGCCCCCCUUGCCCUUCACUGUCCUCGCUCGUGUGAAUUGCUUCCUGUGGACCAUUGUUGGUUGGUUCAAGUUGAUGCCUGCGAGUACCUGCUGA
Messenger RNA from Seminavis robusta, 396 nucleotides. Lineage: Eukaryota; Bacillariophyta; Bacillariophyceae; Naviculales; Naviculaceae. The record is from the annotation of a GenBank genome assembly.